UAUAAAUGAUUUUCUACUUUAAUUAUAUAAAUAAAAUAAAAUCCGGUUAUUUUGCAUUUCCAAUUUUCUUCCGUGUCUUUGUCUUGUUUCUUUCUCUACAUCCUUGGGAUCUUUUGGAGAUACCAACCCAGAAGAAGCAAAAAAUAUAUAUUAAAAAAUAAAUAAAAUUCAAGCCCCUUUACUUUGUUGCUUGUUGGUGAUUCUGUUGUACAGAAGUGUUCAAUAAAAAUCCAUUUCCAAGAUUGUAGUGUACAUUGAUUCAUUAUUUAUAAGGUACUUUGGAGCAUUGCAUGAGUGAUUGCCCUGUGAUUCUUUUGGGAAGUCAAGUAAAGUUACUAUAAUUACAUUCCAAGAUUCAGAAUCCUCUGGUAGGGAAUAUAGCUAGAGUUUAUUGUCUUGGUAAGUUUAUAACUUAUAAGCCAACAAUGCAGAAUAUUGCUAUCGCUGUGUCCCUUAUUUCCUUGCUACUAUUUUCCUUUUGCAUUGUCAGCACUGAUUCUCGGUUUGAAUUAUUGAAGUUCUCUUCUUUUACUUGAUAUAUUAUUCUUUUAAAUAUUUUCCUUUUAUAUAUUUUUUAAUAGCCAUAUUGAUGGUUAGAGGGAAAGUCUUGACUCAAUGGUGAGGUUGUUACCUUGUGAGUUGGAGGUCACGACUCAUGGGUUCAAAUCCAAGAAACAGCCUCCUUGCUUGCAGGGAUAAGUCUGCAUACAUCUACCCUCCCUGGACCCACCUGAUGGGAGUCUCGUGCACUGCGUUGCCCAUUUAAUGAUAUUAAUAGAUACAUAGUUUGCUUUUAUUAGGACAUUGGUUUUUACAUUGUACCAGAAAAACCUAUUUUUUCAAAAAAAUACAGUAUUAUAUAUCUUUGUUUGAGAGAGAGAUUUGCCUCAUAAAAUAGUAUAUCAAAUUGUCAUUUGCAGUUGCUCAAAUUACCAAUAUAUUGGAAGUUCAAACAUUUGGGUAUCUAUGCUCAUAUUUUUGGUAAAAGAUACAACGUGUAGUUUAGUAAUUAAUUAAAUUUAUUGUCAUUGUCUUAAUCACUCAAAUUAGUUUUGGUUAAUUUUCUGUUGUCGACAGUUUGUUCAGCGGAUCAGUAACUUUUUUUUGUCCUUUUAGCCUUCCUCUAUAUUGAUUUUCUUGUUGUCAAGGAAAUGAAAAUUCUUGUAUGAGAGAAGUUUGAGCAUCUGAGGAGAUGAUAAAGUGUGGUAUACAUCAUUUUAGUUUAUAAAUAGGAAUCGACUUUGCAGAUUCGAGUUCAACACAUUAAAGAAUGGCAAAUAGAAUUACAUUUAGAGAAAAACAGGGAAAAUGGAGAAAGGGAAAUAACUAGAAAUUUUCGCAGUAUUGUCAAUUAAAUUAAUCUUAUCGCUUUCCUUCUUUGCUUUUUCCUAGAUACAUACAGGAGAAUUGUUCUUCUACUGUUGACCGUGUUUUAUUUGUGUCAGAAAUUGUGUGCAUGUAUGUUGUCUUGUCAUGGAAAAAAUAGUUUUCUAAUGAUUUAAUAUGUUGAGUAGUUAACUCGGUGCGAGGAAGAUGGCUGGUUUUAAGCGAAGGUUAUGUAGUGAUUCAGAUAUCCAUGCUCUUCACAAAGAAUUGGAUGAAGUUUCAUGUCCUAUCUGCAUGGACCAUCCACAUAAUGCUGUUCUCCUACUAUGCAGCUCUCAUGAUAAGGGCUGCAGAUCUUACAUUUGUGAUACAAGUUAUAGGCAUUCAAAUUGUCUGGACCGAUUUAAAAAAAUGAGGGACAACUCUAAGGAGAACCCAAAUUUACCCAGUUCUUUAAUAAACACUAACAACUCUGGUAAUAGUUUUAAUAUUAACUUCACUAUGCAAUCUGACACGCAUAAUAAUGUUCAUGAACUCUACCAAAAUGAAAUUAAUACUCUAUUGUCUGUUGGAAUUCCACAAGGAUCAAGACAGGGUGAUGCUGCCCAAGAUCCGAGUAGACAUUUAGACCAACAUGAUGAAGGCAUUUUAGAAACUGCUGAAUCUGAGACCUUGCAGGACAGGGCUGUUCUUGAGGAUUUAGAUGUAGAUAAUAAUUCAUCUGACUCAAUAUUGAGCUUGCAAUGUCCUCUAUGUAGAGGCACAGUAUUAGGCUGGGAGGUUAUUGAAGAGGCUAGAAAUUAUCUGAAUAAUAAGAAGAGAAGUUGCUCAAGGGACUCGUGCUCAUUUGCUGGCGAUUAUCUGGAAUUGCGUAGGCAUGCUAGGAGAGUUCAUCCUACUUCUCGUCCCUCUGACGUUGAUCCGACAAGAGAACAAGCGUGGCAACAAUUUGAGCGCCAGAGAGAAUACGGCGAUAUUGUGAGUGCUAUUCAGUCUGCCAUACCAGGAGCUGUGGUUGUUGGGGAUUACGUUCUCGAAAAUGGAGAUGGAAUUGGUAGGUUAUCAGGUGAUAGAGAUGGAAACAAUGGCAAUGGUAAUGGGCCUUGGUUAACCACCACGACCACCAUCUUGUUCCAAAUGAUGGAUAACACCAUCGAAAUUGUUAGGGAACCAAGAGCUCGUUCUUCAAGUGCAUGGUCAAGGCAUCGCCGUUCUUCUGACCGUCGCCGCUAUCUUUGGGGUGAGAAUUUGUUGGGUCUUCAAGACAAUGAAGUUGAAGAAGAUCUACGAAUAUUUAAUGAUUUGGUUGAAGAUGCAUCAACUGUACCAAGGAGGCGCCGACGUUUGAACAGGACAAGGUCCAACGAAGAUCAAUCAUGAUGGCUGUCAUCAUUUUAUCUGAAUUGUUUGAGCAAGCAUGCUGAACAUGGUCAUCAAGUUGUAUAUGGCAAACAUGGUUUCAGCUUUGGACCCUUAGAGUGUGCUGAAACAGCAAAGUUCAGAAUAAAUAAUGGCCAAAUCCUCUUACACAAGUUUCAAUGAAACAAAGAAUUUCUGGAAUGAUUGUUUUUCUUAAAGCUUGCUUUUUAUGUAAACAGCAUUUAGCCUUGGGAACACUAAACUUCUGGGUGAUUUGGCAGGUUGUUGCAUAGUAUGUGAAACUUAUAUCGUGUAUCUAUUGAAUUUUUUUUUUUUUUAGCUUGUGAAUAUUAUGUUAUCCUAAUAAUGAGGUACAUUGUAUCAUUAUUUACUGGAAUGUCAUCACAGAAUCUAGAUUAGUUAGUGCCUUCAA
Messenger RNA from Cicer arietinum (chickpea), 3118 nucleotides. RefSeq lists its product as uncharacterized. Lineage: Eukaryota; Viridiplantae; Streptophyta; Magnoliopsida; Fabales; Fabaceae. The record is from RefSeq and is a predicted model, not a curated record.